AUGCUUGAUUGUAAACCUGCUGAUACUCCUAUCGAGCAAAACCAUCGGUUGGCAGAGUCUGUGGAUCAGGUACCCACAGAUAAAGCGAGAUAUCAGAGGUUAGUUGGCCGGUUGAUUUAUUUGUCCCACACUAGACCUGAUUUAGCCUACGCAAUUAGUGUGGUGAGUCAGUUUAUGCAUAAUCUCAAUGAGAUUCAUAUGGAUGUUGUAUUUCGUAUCUUGCAAUAUUUGAAGUUUGUUCUUGGGAAGGGAUUAAUCUUUUCCAAACACUAUCAUUUGGGUGUUUUCGGGUACACAGAUGUAGACUGGGCAAGUAAUAUUACGGAUCGCAGAUCUACUUCGGGCUACUUCACGUUUGUUAAUGGUAACUUAGUCACUUGGAAGAGCAAGAAACAAAAAGUGGCGGCUCGUUCCAGUGCUAAAGCAGAAUAUAGAGGAGUGGCCCGAGGACUCUGUGAGAUGUUGUGGUUGAGACAUUUGUUGAGAGAUUUGAGAUUCAAGCAGAAGAAGGCUAUGCCGCUUUAUUGUGAUAAUAAGGCUACAAUUGAAAUCAUGUUCCACAUGAUUGCACCAAAUAUGUGGAGGUAG
Rosa chinensis is the source of this 588-nucleotide messenger RNA. RefSeq names its product secreted RxLR effector protein 161-like. The coding region runs from base 1 to 588 and encodes 195 amino acids. The transcript has a single exon. Lineage: Eukaryota; Viridiplantae; Streptophyta; Magnoliopsida; Rosales; Rosaceae. The record is from RefSeq and is a predicted model, not a curated record.